GUGGCAGCAGCAGCUUUGCGCAGCAGCAGCAGCAGCAGCAUCGAGGCGGACCACGGGGGACGCACGCACGUACGCACGCGGAGUAGCGAUCAUACGGCGCGUGUACGCGGUGAGUGUGUACGCCGAAGUGUGUGCCGUGACACAAAUAAAACUAUUUUUUUAAACCCGUCCCGAGCCCGUGUCGGAUCAGCGCGCGGCGUGCGGUUGCGACUUGCGUUGCCCUCGUGUCCCCACCGUUCCGUUAUCCAGGAUUCCGUUGUCGGUCUUAGCCGUGUACCCGGCUGCGUGUGUGCCGAAACACUGAUUAACAUGGCGAACAGCAUCGCACCGGACUCGUGGGAACAGCAGGCGGACACGAACGGCGAUAUCGUCGGCCCGCCCCAGGACAAGUCCAUCGAGAGUAAGUUCUCCACUCUGAACGUCAACGCUGCGGAAUUCGUGCCUUCCUUCUGCAUCAGCUCGUCGCCGCAGAGCAACACAGCGACGACAGCAGCCGACAGCAGCCCCUGCAAUGUCGCCGCUGCGGUGAUGAAUACCGUAACCACCACCUCCAUGCCCGUCGAGAUACAUCAUGGAAAUUCUACUCCUGUUGUCUUAUCAGAUCCAAUUGGCAGUCGAGUUGAGGAACCUCCUGCUGGGGGAGGGGCUCCACCACCGAAUGUUAACGACCAACUAAAUAUCAGUCCAGAGCAUCAACCUGCAGAUUCUUGGGAAGAGGCAGCGGUCGAUGGUGACCCUUUACUUACACCUGAAAAUGAGGAAGCUGAUAAUGAAGAAGAUGAAGAACUGGUUGUUAAAGUACCCAAAAAGAAACCUAUCAAAGUAGCAGAAGAUACUAAAAGCAAAAAGGAACAUGUUAACGUUGUUUUCAUAGGGCACGUAGAUGCUGGAAAAUCAACUAUUGGGGGUCAAAUUAUGGCCCUUACGGGGAUGGUCGACAAACGUACCUUAGAGAAAUAUGAGCGAGAGGCGAAAGAAAGAAGUCGAGAAACAUGGUACUUAAGUUGGGCGUUGGAUACAAAUCAAGAAGAAAGAGAAAAGGGAAAAACUGUUGAAGUGGGUAGAGCCUACUUCGAGACAGAACGAAAGCACUUUACAAUAUUAGAUGCACCCGGCCAUAAAAGUUUCGUACCUAAUAUGAUUGGUGGUGCGGCGCAAGCCGAUUUAGCAGUUCUUGUUAUUUCUGCGAGAAAGGGCGAAUUUGAAACGGGAUUCGAUAGAGGAGGUCAGACGAGAGAACAUGCUAUGCUUGCUAAAACCGCGGGUGUCAAGCAUCUGGUUGUAUUAGUGAAUAAGAUGGAUGACCCCACUGUCGAAUGGGACGAGGGACGAUACAAUGAAUGCAGGGAUAAGAUACUGCCAUAUCUUCGUAAAUUAGGAUUCAAUCCUACAAAAGAUCUUACAUUUAUGCCAGUCUCUGGUCAACUUGGCAUUGGUUUAAAGGAUCCAAUACCUGAACAUCUUUGUAAUUGGUACAGCGGUCCACCAUUCAUACCUUUUAUUGAUUCGCUACCAUCACUCAAUCGUAAGAGUAAUGGACCUUUCAUCAUGCCAAUCGUCGACAAAUAUAAGGACAUGGGAACAGUAGUUAUGGGUAAAGUUGAAGCAGGUGAAGCCAAAAAAGGACAGUCGUUGCUUGUUAUGCCAAAUAGGACGGCAGUAACGGUAGAUCAAUUGUGGUCAGACGACGAGGAAGUAACGUCCGUUGGGCCUGGGGAAAAUGUAAAGAUUAAGCUGAAAGGUAUCGAAGAAGAAGAUGUUAGUCCCGGAUUCGUUUUAUGCGACAGCAAUAAUCCUAUCAAAACCGGGAAAGUCUUCGACGCGCAAGUGGUGAUUCUGGAACACAAGAGUAUUAUUUGCGCGGGAUACAGUGCUGUCAUGCACAUUCAUUGCGCCGCGGAGGAAGUCACGGUAAAGGCGCUAAUCUGUUUGGUUGAUAAGAAAACAGGCGAUAAAAGCAAGACGAGGCCAAGGUUCGUCAAGCAGGACCAAGUGGCUAUAAUGAGAAUCGAGUGUGCGGGAGUUAUAUGUCUUGAAAGAUUCAAGUUAUUCCAACAAAUGGGUCGCUUUACUCUUAGGGAUGAAAAUAAAACUAUCGCAAUUGGCAAGGUGCUGAAGGUCGUGGAGUAAAAAAAAAACUUGCUUAAAUGUUAUGACACAGAUUAAUAAUAAAGGAAAAUGAUCAUUAUUUCAAUGUGACAAAUAUAUGAUGAUACAAGGCGAGCACACGAUAUUAAGCAAACCAAACGGGCAUGAAAUAAAAUUUGGCGGAUUAGUAAUAAUGUAACAUAUAAACACACAACACUCACCUAUGUAUCGCAGAGCUAUACGUGCGUCCGCGUGCUACGACGC
Messenger RNA from Camponotus floridanus (Florida carpenter ant), 2352 nucleotides. It is a transcript of the gene eRF3, whose product is annotated as eukaryotic peptide chain release factor GTP-binding subunit ERF3A. Gene Ontology annotation, cellular component: translation release factor complex. Bases 310 to 2130 code for a protein of 606 amino acids. The transcript is spliced from 7 exons. Gene Ontology annotation, molecular function: GTPase activity; translation release factor activity; GTP binding. NCBI's taxonomy places the organism in Eukaryota, Metazoa, Arthropoda, Insecta, Hymenoptera, Formicidae. The record is from RefSeq and is a predicted model, not a curated record. Gene Ontology annotation, biological process: translational termination; nuclear-transcribed mRNA catabolic process, deadenylation-dependent decay; translation.